Messenger RNA from Elaeis guineensis (African oil palm), 2199 nucleotides. RefSeq names its product IQ domain-containing protein IQM1. NCBI's taxonomy places the organism in Eukaryota, Viridiplantae, Streptophyta, Magnoliopsida, Arecales, Arecaceae. The record is from RefSeq and is a predicted model, not a curated record.
AUCGUGUGGUCGUUCGAGCUUUGUGUGAAACCUUCCGAACUCUCUUCAUCAGAGCGGUGGAAUUCCUCUUCUCACCUUUGAGGAUUAUCCUUCUGUUAAAACUUCAUAAUCAGGAACUGAUAUUGUUCAUCAAAAAAUAAAAAGAGCUGGUAUUUCUUCUAUGGGUUUGUCCCUCUCCUUGCUUUCGUGGGGUUGGACAGGGGAUUGGACAGAAUUGAUAAGAAACAAGAUCUUUGGACUGAGAGAAGCAGAAGCUGCCUCAGUGAAUUCCAUUAGCUUUGGUGAGAAAGAUAUCAAGAUGACCCUGAGAUCUCUAAGUUUCAAAAGAAGUAAUUCAGCAACCAAAGUGGUGUCUAAUCUGUGUGCUAAUGGAGUCCUUGGGAAGUCAUUAAGCUUCAAAAACUGGGAAAGAGAAGAAACUAAGAUUGAAGCUACCGUUUCUUCUAAGAAUCAGGCCAUGGAUGACGUCGAACAAGUGCCUGUGUCCUUGAUGAGCCCAGUGAAGGGUGCAGUGCCUGAUGUGAAGUCUCCAGGGAGUCUUCCUGCAUUUUCUUCACCCAGGCCCCGGUGCGAGCUUGAUGCAGCAGCCACCAAGCUGCAAAAGGUCUAUAAGAGUUACCGGACGAGGAGAAAUCUGGCAGAUUGUGCUGUCGUGGUUGAGGAGUUCUGGUGGAAAGCAUUGGAUUUUGCAUCUCUCAAUCGCAGCUCUGUAUCAUUUUUUGGAGAUAAGAAACAAGAAACAGCAGUUUCCCGUUGGUCAAGGGCACGAACCAGGGCAGCCAAGGUCGGUAAGGGCUUGUCCAAAGAUGAAAAGGCUCAAAAGCUAGCACUGCAACACUGGCUUGAAGCUAUCGACCCACGCCAUCGUUAUGGGCACAAUUUGCAUUUUUACUACGAUGUUUGGUCUGCCAGUGAGAGCACUGAACCAUUCUUCUACUGGUUGGAUGUUGGAGAUGGCAAAGAAGUAAACAUUGAGAAGUGCCUAAGAAGCAAGCUUCAAAGCCAAUACAUCAAAUAUCUUGGACCGAAUGAGAGGGAAUCAUAUGAAGUCAUUGUGGAGGAUGGGAAGCUUGUCUACAAACAAAGUCAGGAGUUCGUGAACACUACUGAAGGUUCUAAGUGGAUAUUUGUCCUCAGCACUUCAAGGGCAUUAUAUGUGGGGCAGAAGAAAAAGGGCACGUUUCAACACUCAAGUUUUCUAUCUGGGGCAGCCACAACAGCUGCUGGAAGAUUGGUUGCUAAAGAGGGGGAUCUCAAGGCUAUAUGGCCAUAUAGUGGUCAUUAUCUCCCAACCGAAGAAAAUUUCAAGGAGUUCAUUAGCUUCCUACAGGACCACAAUGUAGACCUCAGCAAUGUCAAGAGAUGUUCUGUUGACGACGACGAGUACUCCUCUUCAAUGACGCGUGAGCAUCAGCCAACAGCAGAAGUAUCAAAGUUGGCCGAAGUCGUAGAGUCUGCAAUUAAGGUUCACAAAGUUGAGGAACCUGCAAAAGAGACUGCCAAGCCAGACCAUGUUAUCGAUAGCAGCAUGGACAAGGCAGCUGCAUUCGAAUUGGGCAGACGGCUAUCAUGCAAAUGGACUUCGCCUACCGGGGCUCGUAUUGGAUGUGUUAGGGACUACCCAGCUGAACUCCAACAUAAGGCUCUUGAGCAAGUUAAUCUUUCACCCAGAGUUGUCAUCACCCCCCAUGGAAGCAAGGUCCCAAUCCCCUCCCCACGCCCGAGCCCCAAGGUGAGGCUUUCACCUAGGCUUCAGUAUAUGGGCAUCCCUACCCCCACUGUCUACCUUACUCUGCCCAAGCCAAAGAGGGGAUGAAUUGGAGGCAUUUCUCGUGCCAAUUCAACUUCCUAUGCUGAUUCCCGUAGAGCUUUUGAUCAAAAUCUUGCAGUGCCAAUUUUGAUCUUUGGCACCCAAGCCUCGUGCCAUUAACAAAACAAACUACGCAGUGGAAGCUCAUGGAACACGACUGCCAACCUAUUCGCAAUUUUUCUUUAGUUUUCCUUUCUUGACAUUUUAGUUAGAGAUUGUUUCUUUGAGCUGAACGUAAGUUCUUUGUUUUCCUUUAUUCUUUUAGUUUUGGACCCGACAAAUGCAUGCUAAUCCAUAGAGUGUAAAGUAUGCCAUUCUUUUAUGUAGAUGUGGAGAUGGAUGUUAAGAGAAUUCUUUUGUUCAAGAAAAUAAAAUUCUUUUGAUAUUUC